Molecule: messenger RNA, 2317 nt
Organism: Kogia breviceps (pygmy sperm whale)
Lineage: Eukaryota; Metazoa; Chordata; Mammalia; Artiodactyla; Physeteridae
Source: RefSeq, a predicted model, not a curated record
GCGGCCCGGGGUGGGAGGCGGGUCUACCGCUCGGCCGCGGCGGCGGAGGAGCAGCUCCCAGCCAGCAGCCAGCGAGCGCCGAGCGAGCCGCCUGGAGCCCCUCAUCCCAUUCGGAAGAGGAAGGAACAAAAGGUCCCGGACCCCCGGCUCUGACGGGGCGGGACCCGGAGCCUCGGUCCAGAGUGCUGUGAUUCCAGACUGAAAAAUCUUUCAUGCUAGGCCAGUAGUAAAGAAAGGUGAUCUAAAUGGUGUCGCACCCCAGGCCACACCUUUUCUUCGGAGUUAGAUUAAGGAGGAUAUUUUCUUAGAGUGGAUCGCUGCCUUUGGUAAGAACAUGUCGUCCAUCUUGCCAUUCACUCCACCAGUUGUGAAGAGACUGCUGGGAUGGAAAAAAUCAGCUGGUGGAUCUGGAGGAGCAGGUGGUGGAGAGCAGAAUGGACAGGAAGAAAAGUGGUGUGAGAAAGCAGUUAAAAGUUUGGUGAAGAAGCUAAAGAAAACAGGACGAUUAGAUGAGCUUGAGAAAGCCAUCACCACUCAAAAUUGUAAUACUAAAUGUGUUACCAUACCAAGCACUUGCUCUGAAAUUUGGGGACUGAGUACACCAAAUACGAUAGAUCAGUGGGAUACAACAGGCCUUUACAGCUUCUCUGAACAAACCAGGUCUCUUGAUGGUCGUCUUCAGGUAUCUCAUCGGAAAGGACUGCCGCAUGUAAUAUAUUGCCGAUUAUGGCGCUGGCCUGAUCUUCACAGUCACCAUGAACUCAAGGCAAUUGAAAACUGCGAAUAUGCUUUUAAUCUUAAAAAGGAUGAAGUAUGUGUAAACCCUUACCACUACCAGAGAGUUGAGACACCAGUUUUGCCUCCGGUGUUAGUGCCACGGCAUACUGAGAUCUUAACAGAACUACCACCUCUGGAUGAUUAUACCCACUCCAUUCCAGAAAACACUAAUUUCCCAGCGGGAAUUGAGCCACAGAGUAAUUAUAUCCCAGAAACGCCACCUCCUGGAUAUAUCAGUGAAGAUGGAGAAACAAGUGAUCAACAGUUGAACCAAAGUAUGGAUACAGGAUCUCCAGCAGAACUAUCUCCUACUACUCUUUCCCCUGUUAAUCAUAGUUUGGAUUUGCAGCCUGUUACUUACUCAGAACCUGCAUUUUGGUGUUCAAUAGCGUAUUAUGAAUUAAACCAGAGGGUUGGAGAGACCUUCCAUGCAUCACAGCCCUCACUCACCGUAGACGGCUUCACAGAUCCAUCAAAUUCAGAGAGGUUCUGCCUAGGUUUACUCUCUAACGUCAACAGAAAUGCUACAGUAGAAAUGACAAGAAGACAUAUAGGAAGAGGAGUGCGCUUAUAUUACAUAGGUGGGGAAGUUUUUGCUGAGUGCCUAAGUGAUAGUGCAAUCUUUGUGCAGAGCCCCAAUUGUAAUCAGAGAUACGGCUGGCACCCUGCAACAGUGUGUAAAAUUCCACCAGGCUGUAACCUGAAGAUCUUCAACAACCAGGAAUUUGCUGCUCUUCUGGCUCAGUCCGUUAAUCAGGGUUUUGAAGCCGUGUAUCAGCUAACUAGAAUGUGCACCAUAAGAAUGAGUUUUGUGAAAGGGUGGGGAGCAGAAUACCGAAGGCAGACGGUAACAAGCACUCCUUGCUGGAUUGAACUUCAUCUGAAUGGACCUCUACAGUGGUUGGACAAAGUAUUAACUCAGAUGGGAUCCCCUUCAGUGCGUUGCUCAAGCAUGUCAUAAAGCUUUGUCACCAGUCAAGUCCCAUCAAAAGACUUAAUGUACCAACUCUUCUGUCAUAGUAUUUGUGUGUGGUCCCUGUGGACUGUUUACUAUCCAAAAAUUCAAGAGAAAACAGCACUUGAGGUCUCAUCAAUUAAAGCACCUUGUGGAAUCGGUUUCCUAUGUUUGAAUAUUAGAUGGGAAAAUUAGUGUCUAGAAAUACCCUCCCAUAAAGGAGGAAGAGAAGAUUUUAAAGACUUACCGAUGUCUUGUUGGGCAUAAAACUGAGUGUCCCAAAGGUUUAUUAAUAACAGUAGUAGUUAUGUGUACAGGUAAUGUAUCAUGAUCCAGUACCACAGUAUUGUGCUGUUUAUAUACAUUUUUAGUUUGCAUAAACUAGGUGUGUGUGUGCUGCUUCUUGAUUUAGGCAAGCCUUUAUAAAGUUACAGUACCUAAUCUGUUAUUCCCACUUGUUAUUUUUGUGUGUCUUUUUUAAUAUAUAAUAUAUAUCAAGAUUUUCAAAUUAUCAUUUAGAAGCAGAUUUCCCUUGUAGAAAAACUAAUUUUUCUGCCUUUUACCAAAAAUAAACUCUUGGGGGAA